AUGCGAGAUAUUUGGGUCUUCCCCUUCCUCUUCCUCUUCCUCUUCCUCGUCUCUUUCCUGAUCAUCUCAUGCCAUCUUGUAUCUGAUGCUGCUGCUGCUGCUGUUCUCACCACAUCAUCCCAACAUUAUCUAAGCCAUAUCAAUGAAUGCGAUGCUCUGCUUCAGUUCAACAGUUCAUUCACUGUCACAAGAGAUGCCUCCAAAUUCCAAUGCGACACUUCAUAUCCAAAGACAGCCUCGUGGAAGAAUGGCACUGAUUGCUGCUCGUGGGCUGGGGUCACUUGCCACCCAGUAGCAGCAAAUAGAGUGAUCGGGCUCGACCUCAGUUGCAGCCAGCUCAAAGGUACCCUCCAUUCCAACAACACCCUCUUUUUGCUCCCCAAUCUUCGGCGUCUCAACCUUGCCGGUAACGAUUUCUAUGGCUCACUAGGAUUUUUACCCAGGUUCGGUAUCUUUACCAGACUGGCUCAUCUGAAUCUCUCUGAAUCUAACUUCUUCGGGCCCAUUUCUCUAGAAAUUUCUCACCUCUCCCGCCUAAUUACACUCGAUCUCUCGGGCAACUUUUACCUAACCAUAGAAGACCGUAGUUUCAGAUGGCUCACACAUAAUCUCACACAGUUGAGAGAACUUAUUCUUGAUGAUACCGACAUGUCUAGCAUUUCUCCUCUGUCCCUAGCGAACUUCUCUUCUUCCGAUCUGACAUCUUUGAGUCUUAAAAGGUGCAAUCUGAGAGGGAUAGUUCCGAUUGACAUCUUCCAUCUCCCAAACCUCCGCAGUCUCUCUCUUUCAAGUAAUAAUCUCAGGGGCACUCUACCCCAGACAAAAAACUGGACCAGUCCGCUCGUGUACUUGGAUCUAUCAGAGACAAAAUUCAGUGGGUCAAUUCUUGCUUCAGUGGGGAAUCUGACAUCCAUGACCAUUUUGGACCUCAGUUCGGCCCAAUUUUCCGGUUCAAUCCCACUGACACUUGGAAACCUUGUCCACCUUGUCCACCGUGGACUUUGA
Punica granatum (pomegranate) is the source of this 1005-nucleotide messenger RNA. NCBI's taxonomy places the organism in Eukaryota, Viridiplantae, Streptophyta, Magnoliopsida, Myrtales, Lythraceae. The record is from RefSeq and is a predicted model, not a curated record.